ACUCAUGCGCCCAUCUCACUGCAAAUCCACUCUUAUUUACUCAUCAAACUCUUCGUUAAACUCUGCGAUGCGCUAAAGAUUCCAUUACACAAUUUAUAUUUUGUAUUUCUGUAAGACCGUGAGAGGCUUUCCCCACAGCUUGAGGCCACUACGUAGCAAUAAUUUUACCUGUUACCCAAGGUUCCUUUCUGAUUAUUAAACAAGAAUUGACAACGUACCCCCCAAAAUAAAAGUAUAGAAGCAUUUGAUUCCUCUGUUACUUUUAAUUUUGUAUGGAGUUAACUACAAGUUAUCAGUAUCCAUAGUAUAAUACUACUAGUAGUUCUUUUCUCUGUCUCUCUGUAUAUUUGUCUCCUUUGUUCUUUAACUAAAAGGAAAAAGUUUUAUACUAAUUACAAUGUGAGCUUUUUGUCUGCCUUGUAAUAAAUUGUUCAAGUUGUAAACUUGGAUACUAACUUUCAAGAACCAUGACAAGGAUUAUGGUCGUCUUAUUUCUCAUUAUCUUUCUUUUACUGCUUGAAUGUUCAUCAGCCUCAGCAAAUCCUACUGCAAAGAUUGUUGGUGGGGUUGUUGCUAAUGUUGCAUCUGUGGUAUUUAAAUGGGCGUGGUCACUAAAACCAACGACAAAAACAGCUGUUUCUAGCCGUUCUAUGAUAAAGUUUGAGAGUGGAUACAUUGUUGAAACUGUGUUUGAUGGAAGCAAGCUGGGAAUUGUACCUUAUUCAGUGGAAGUUUCUUCAACUGGAGAAGUUCUUAUUUUGGACUCUGAGAACAGUAAUAUUUACAGGGUUUCAACCCCAUUGUCUCGAUACAGCCGUCCAAAGUUGGUUGCUGGAUCUCCUGAAGGGUACUCGGGACAUGUGGAUGGGAGGCUACGAGAAGCAAGGAUGGACCAUCCUAAAGGACUUACCAUGGAUAAUCAAGGAAAUAUAUAUGUUGCAGAUACCGUGAAUAUGGCAAUCAGAAAAAUCAGUGAUGCUGGAGUUGUAACUAUUGCUGGAGGCAUGUCAGUCCGAGGAGGAGGUCAUCUUGAUGGGCCAAGUGAAGAUGCAAAAUUUUCCGAUGACUUCGAUGUGGUUUACGUUGGAAGCAGCUGCUCACUUUUAGUUAUAGACAGAGGAAACCAGGCAAUUAGAGAGAUACAGCUCAAUGAUGAUGACUGUUCGCCCCAGUUUGACGACAACAAUCUCCAACUUGGUGUGGCACUGCUUUGUUCUGCUGUAUUUUUUGGUUACAUGCUGGCGUUGUUACAACGUAGAAUUGGAGCCCUUCUUUCAUCGAACAGUAACGAUCAGCGGGAUCCUGUCAGGGGCAUGAAACAUGCACCAUAUCAGAGAAAUAUGAAGUCAGUGAGGCCUCCCUUAAUUCCAUCAGAAGACGAAUACGAGAAAGAGGAUGAAAACCUGUUUGUAUCUCUAGGAAGGCUUGUUAUGAAUACAGGUUCUACUGUGGUCGAAAUAUUUGGAGGAAUGUUCUCGGGUUUUAGAAAGAGCCCUUACCCCCAACAUGUCCAGCAGCAUUACCAUUACUCUCACAAACAAUCAAGUGCAUGGCCAAUGCAAGAAAGCUAUGCAAUUCGAGAUGAAGACGAGGCACCAUCCCUAGACACCAGAGACCCUACACCCCGAAAAACCUAUCCAAUCAUGAACAAAGACACGGAGAAAGCACGACAUAUGAGACAAAGUCAAUUGCAUUAUGGUGGACGGAGUAGCAAUGCACAUGGGCACGGCAACUUUCAACAACAGCAGCAACAGUAUCUGCCUCAAGUGUAUCAGCACCACGACAAGCACCAGUCAUCAAGUCCUCAGACAUACUAUGAGCAAAGCUGUGAAACGAAGGAAAUUGUGUUUGGAGCUGUUCAAGAACAGGAUGGACGACGUGAGACAAUGGUGAUAAAAGCCGUUGAUUAUGGGGAUCCUGCUUAUAAUAGUCACAACGUUCGAUCCAGGUACAACUACAACUCAGGUUACUCGUUUGGAUAUUGAAUAAAAUUACAUCAUGCUAAUGGAGAAAAAUAUCAACUUGAACUCUUUCUGGAUUUCGCUUCUUGUAUCUUUCAUAGGAAAAUCAAUAUGAUCGUAGAAAGUAGCACAAACAAAGUUUAUGAAUUCUGGAUUUCAUUUGUAAUCCAUAACUUGUAGUGAAUCUUUUUGAGUAGCA
Capsicum annuum is the source of this 2160-nucleotide messenger RNA. RefSeq lists its product as uncharacterized. Gene Ontology annotation, molecular function: protein binding. The record is from RefSeq and is a predicted model, not a curated record. Lineage: Eukaryota; Viridiplantae; Streptophyta; Magnoliopsida; Solanales; Solanaceae. The coding region runs from base 468 to 1985 and encodes 505 amino acids. The transcript is spliced from 7 exons.